Molecule: messenger RNA, 1596 nt
Organism: Asparagus officinalis (garden asparagus)
Lineage: Eukaryota; Viridiplantae; Streptophyta; Magnoliopsida; Asparagales; Asparagaceae
Product: probable serine/threonine-protein kinase PBL7
Exons: 6
Coding region: 176-1336 (386 amino acids)
Biological process (GO): protein phosphorylation
Molecular function (GO): protein kinase activity; ATP binding
Source: RefSeq, a predicted model, not a curated record
UUUGUAUUUAUGUGGGGGGAGAGCAAAACAACAAGUUGACCACCUCCAGUUUUGUCCAAAUGCGCCAACAUCUUAUGCUCUCGAGAUUUGUCUAAUCUCAUAUCCCCUUAUCUCUUCUCUCCCCUUUAUAGUGCUUUCUUCUUGAUUCUAUUCCCUCUCCAUUCUGUUCUUUGCAAUGGCGGCUCUCCCUUUAAAUUACAUUCUACUCAUUGUUAUAUCCAUCACUAUACUAUGCAUCCUUUUUAUCUCUUUUUUCCUUCUGUUGAUAAUUCGGCGACCAAAGUGCACAAAACACGCAGGCAGCGGUGACAGGAAUCAGAUAUCAAAUUCUCAAAUUGUCUGUUACAGACAAGAUGUGAGUUGUAUCUAUGAAGGUAAGAAGAAAGGAGGGCAGGUGUUUACAUACAAGGAGCUUGAACUGGCGACGGAUGGGUUUAGCGAACGCAAUGUGAUUGGAAAUGGUGGGUUUGGUGUUGUUUUUAGAGGGACUUUGGGGGAUGGAACAGUGGCAGCCAUCAAGGUUUUGCAUGGAGAUGGGAAGCAAGAGGAGAGAGCGUUCAGGAUGGAGGUUGACCUAUUGAAUCGCCUGACAUCCUCCUACUUAGUUGAGCUACUAGGCUACUGCGCUGACCAGCACCAUCGACUCCUAGUAUUUGAGUUCAUGCCUAAUGGGAACUUACAGCAGCACCUUCAUCCUUCUUCAUGCAACCACUACUAUGAACCCCUCAACUGGUCUACUCGCUUGAGAAUCGCUCUAGACUGCGCCAGAGGCCUCGAGUUCCUCCAUGAACACACAGUUCCUUCAGUUAUUCACAGGGAUUUCAAAUGCAGUAACAUUCUGCUAGACCACAAUUUCAGAGCCAAAGUCUCAGAUUUUGGAAUGGCUAAAACAGGAUCUGAUAAGGUCAAUGGGCAGGUUGUUACCCGUGUUCUAGGGACCAGUGGAUAUGUUGCACCUGAAUAUGCAUUAACUGGCAGGCUGACUACCAAAUCAGACGUUUACAGUUAUGGAAUUGUCCUUUUAGAGCUACUAACAGGGCGAGUACCUGUCGAUACUUUGAGGCCUCCUGGUGAACAAGUGUUAGUCUCAUGGGCUCUUCCAAGACUUACUAAUAGGGACAAAGUGGUCGAAAUGGUUGAUCCAGCUUUGGAAGGACAAUAUUCAAGGAAAGAACUAAUUCAGGUAGCUGCAAUUGCUGCUGUUUGUGUGCAAUCAGAAGCAGAGUAUAGACCUUUGAUUACAGAUGUUGUGCAAUCUCUCAUACCUUUGGUUAAAAGCCCAAGUGGUUCAACUCCCUCGAGACUGCAUCAUCAAAUUGCGAUAUCUGUUUCAUAGUUCUUAGAGCAAGAUCUGAAGCUAACAUAAAGGGAACAGAUCUACACAUCAGAGGGCUUAAAUUUCAAAGUUUUUAUGACCAAACCUAUGUUGGCUACUAGAUUUUUGCCUUAAGCAGUAUAGAUAGAAUGCUAAAUUUUCCUCUACUCGAGAUGAGAUUCUUCAAUGUAAGAUAACCGUACUACUGUACAGAUAUCUGCAGAGUGUUGAACAAAUAUGCUUCUCUGAGCAAAGGAUUAUUUGUCCUAUAUUUUGUUUAA